AUAUUUAAAAAAAAAAAAUGAAGUUGAUAUAUGCACUUUUACUGUGUUAUACGUUUGCAAAUAUAGCUUUAGGCAAUAAAGAAAUCUCUUAUCGAGAUCCAAAUAUUCAAUAUGUUGGGCGUUGGCAUAACACUUCUCGAGAUAUUCAAAGUGGAUGGCCAGGUGCUUACUUUAAAGUGACUUUACAACAGACUCGAUAUAUUAAACUACAACUCAGUCAGCCUACUUCGCUUCUAGUCACGAUCAACAAGGAGGAGUUUCAGUUUAUCAAUAUCUCGACUACAACACCGUUAGACUUGGUACCCCAAGGAUUAGUAGACGAUGGUCCACAUGAACUUGUCGUCAUUGCCACCAAUGUAGACCCUUCUCAGCUGUCGAUUUGUCUGUCGUAUAUUAUACUUGACGACACAGCUAGCACAGUUCCACCCGAAGCAGUGAAUCCACUUGUUGAAUAUGUUGGACAUGACUUGACGUUGGGCAUUGACUCUAGUCGUACCUUAUUCACAAGUUUUGCUUGGCUUACAAGUAAACUUUUGGGUUUAGAACAUGCACAAGUAGCUUAUAGAAACGCUACACUCGUCAAAGGAAUCGAAAAUAGAUAUUUCGACCGAACCAUUCAAAGUAAUGAAACACCAUGGAGUGUUGUUAUUUUGUUGGGAGCCAAUGACGAUCAGACCGACUAUUCUUCUAAUGAAUACAGAGAGAGUCUAAACCGAUUUUUAACUAGAAUUCGUAAAACGCUAUAUGAAACAGCACCUAUUUUUAUAUUGUCAGAACCGCUUGGUGAUAUGUUUCGACCUUCUCAACAAUCCGUCAUUGAUAUGACACAUGGCGGAGACCAACAUAUUUAUUUUAUUGAUACCACCGCUUGGCUGAGAUAUGGAUCUAAUUAUUACAAUGACCCUAAACACUUGAACGACGCAGGUCAUGAAUUACUAGCCAAAAAGCUAGCUCCUCUCUUACAAAUUAAGUUAAGUCAUCCUCGGGAUCCGUUGCCAGGACCACCACCUAAUCCCAACUUACCGGGAGAAUGGCAAACUAUUGAUGUCGGACAAGAGAGUCGAGUUGGUUUACCGGGUACCGUUUCCGCCGAUUCCGCCAGUACGUUUACUUUAUGGGGAUCGGGAGCCGACAUUGACAAUGACCGAGAUGCCUUCCGUUUUGUCUACCAACCGUUUUCGGAGCAAGGUAUUAUUGAAGCGACAGUCAGGUCACAUUCAGCCUUUGCCAAAUGUGCCAAGGCUGGUAUCAUGAUUCGAGAACAUUUAGGUCACGGGUCACCUUUAAUCAUGCUUGGUAUUUCACCAGCAGAGGGGAUCUUUGUUCAGGUUCGAUAUGGUAACUUUCAAACGACCAAAUUGAUCAAGAAAAUGAGAGCUUCACCACCUUAUCGAUUACGUCUGAUCCGACAAAAGGAGAACGAUAUGUUUGAGGCUCAAAUUCAACAUGUAGAUGCAAAUAUAGAUGGUUGGGAGACUUUGGUAACGAUACCAUUUGUUUUAGCUCGUGAUGUAUAUGCUGGUUUAGCUGUAACCAGUUGUGAUACCUCCGUUGUCAGUGUAGCUAAAUUUACUGAAGUUGGCUUAUACCAUAGUGCAUUCAUAUCAACCAUUCGUUUAAUAGAUCAACAAUAAAAUAAUUUUUUUUAUUUAUUA
Messenger RNA from Mucor mucedo, 1655 nucleotides. RefSeq lists its product as uncharacterized. The record is from RefSeq and is a predicted model, not a curated record. NCBI's taxonomy places the organism in Eukaryota, Fungi, Mucoromycota, Mucoromycetes, Mucorales, Mucoraceae. The transcript has 2 exons. Bases 18 to 1634 code for a protein of 538 amino acids.